Messenger RNA from Linnemannia hyalina, 1305 nucleotides. Lineage: Eukaryota; Fungi; Mortierellomycota; Mortierellomycetes; Mortierellales; Mortierellaceae. The record is from the annotation of a GenBank genome assembly.
AUGGUCUCCGGCGUCGGCACCGGCACCUCCUCCUCGGCCCACCACAACCACAACCACCAUCAUUACCCUGCCGCCCUGCACUCUGUCUCUAUCGCCCAGUCCUCGUCCUCUGCCCUUCGACUGAGCAGCAGCAGCAGCCAUCCUCACUCUAACCAGCACAACAAUCACCCUCACCACCAUACGCUAUCGAUCGACACCAAUGCCGCCUCGCUCUCCAACCUGCCAUCGCCUUCACCCUCGCCCGACUUUUACGAGUCACAGGAUCCAAUGUCGCUCGCUUCGAAGCGUAUGUCGGAGGAGCAGAUCGAUGCGAUCAAAUCGAACAAGAAGGUCAGGGAGUUCUACCGGGAGCAGAAUGAGCUCAUUUCUGAUCUCCUUGAUCCUCCCGAGGGUAGAGAGGGCGCUGCCGAGCUUGAGGAGAAGAACCAAGUCAAGCUCAAGAUUGCAAUCUAUGGCUCGGUGGGAGUCAACGUGCUGCUGUUCCUCCUGCAGCUGUACGCUGCCAUCUCGUCAAAGUCCUUGUCGCUGUUUGCCACCAUGGCCGACUCCUUCAUGGAUCUCCUGUCCGGCUUCAUCCUCAUGUACGCCGCAAGAGCAUCGACCAAGAGCAACUGGUUCAAGUACCCUUCGGGCAAGUCCCGCAUGGAGACUGCCGGCACCAUCGUGUUCGCUUCCCUCAUGGCCACCGUCUCUCUCCAGCUUAUUAUUGAGUCGGUCAGAACCCUGAUUGACGCGGACAAGGUGCCACCCAUGCCUGGCGCCCUUGCCAUCGCCUUUGUCAGUUUCGCGCUCGCCAGCAAGCUGGCCUUGUUCUUGUACUGCAGGGCGAUUUCUCAGUACAACACUGCCAAUAUCCUUGCGACUGACCAUCGCAACGACCUGGUUGUCAAUGGAUUUGGUCUGUUUGCUUCCUUGGUCAGUCGUUACUGCUGGUGGUUGGAUGCUGCCGGUGCUAUCGCUGUUGCCCUGAUCAUUCUCCGCUCUUGGGUGUGGACCGCCUAUGAACAAAUCCAGCUCAUCGUUGGCAAAACUGCUGACCCAGCGUUCUUGAAGAAGCUGACCUACAUCGCGUUGACCCAUCACCGCAAGAUCCUCCAGGUCGACACUUGCACCGCCUACCAUGCCGGCAACAACUUGUUUGUCGAGGUCGAUGUUGUCAUGUCGCCCGAUACUCCUUUGAUAAUCAGCCACGAUAUCAGUGAGAGUUUGCAGAUCAAGUUGGAGGCGCUUCCAAACGUCGAGCGCGCAUUUGUUCACGUCGACUAUGAGACAUCUCAUGCACCCGAGCAUCGCAAGUCCAAGUAA